GAGAGCAGCGCAUCAUAUCGUUAUCGGCAAAAUUAACGCGAAGAUGACAGAUGUCUUGGAACUUCUCGUUACAAAGGCUGCAGGUGAACUAGACAGUAUUCUACUGCAAGGAGCUUCUUUAUACAUGCGGACUCUGUCGAGCCACAACACCCCUUUAGCGAAACUCGUUCUUGGCUUUGGGCAACAGCAACUACAACAGCCGCAUUCCCCGUUGAUCACUUGUUUAGUAGAUGACUCCAAUUUGUCACAAAGCGGCUCCAGCUCCUUCGAUUAUCCGGUUUUAGUCGAUCGCAGCCUGUUGAAUACCGUAAGGACAUACUGUGCCGGCGCGUUUCUAGCACAACAAGAACGUUCCGAGGAUUCAAUGCAACUUGGUAAAAUGCCUUGCCGUAGCUUGACAGAUAGUCUGCAAAGCUCGCCGCAUGUCACACGAUCAAUGUUGGCCGACAAACCGACCCCUUUCACUGCUAUAUUGUGGCUUUGCAACCCACAACUUGAGUGCUUCAUUAGUCAUCGCCGCCGCUGGCUGUUAGACAGCCUUUGCGCUCCGGACGCAGCUAUCCCUUCUGCUGAGAAAAUGCGGCUGUUGGUGAACGCGGUUGUUCUACUCGACCUCCUGCUGAGCGUCUGUCCAAAGCUCAAGUCUUUGUGGGAGUUCCGGCUGUGGAUAGUCAAGCAGAUGUUCUCUCGUCACCUCCUUACAAGCGUGAAGGGAGGCAAUUCAUCAGAGUCGCUGCUGCUUCGGUGGCAACUGCAAGAUGAUGUGUGCUUUUUCACCGCCGCUCACAAUCACCCUAUGAACUACAAUGCGUGGCAUUAUCGCCGUUGUGUACAUAAACUGCUUUGUGCUUCUGCUUCUGAGUCACCGAACGUGCUAGAAACAGUCGAUAAGAUUGUGCUCUACGAAAGUCAGAGAAUUGUUCACUUCAUCAGAGAGCACAACGGUGACAGUUCGGCAGCGUCCUACCUUCUUUUUUUGCUUCACGAAGAAGACGUCAGGGAUCAAAUGCUGACCCUCAAGAACUCACAAGGCAUAACUCAACCCCAGCCUGAACCUUCGCAGGGUCUGAGACAGUCUGCAGAGGAAAACGGUAAAUUCACUCGGGCCUGCCCUUGUGCACCACGUCUGUGGACGUAUCUCAUGCGCUGCACUCAAGAAGAAAUUAGGCGACACUGCGAGAAGGGCCACGAAGCUAUGUGGUGUCUCAGGCUGGAACUGGUCCGCUGGGCGUUCAAAAAGACCUCUCGCGUGGGCCUCUUCUCUUCGUGGAAUCUGGAAAAUGAACUCGAAUGGGUCUCUGCAUAUGUCGCUGCGGUUUCCAGUGCACCCUCCGACAAGCUGUUGGCACCGGUGUCCGUCUUUCCGCACGCUUGGACCGAUUCAUUCGGCUCACUGGCGUGGACGUCGUACAACGCCGCUCGUUACGGACUGGAACUGCUGCGCGUCCUUGGUUAUCACAAUUACCAGGCAGAAAUCCACUGA
Messenger RNA from Leptomonas pyrrhocoris, 1483 nucleotides. RefSeq lists its product as hypothetical. Lineage: Eukaryota; Euglenozoa; Kinetoplastea; Trypanosomatida; Trypanosomatidae. The record is from RefSeq and is a predicted model, not a curated record. The transcript has a single exon. Gene Ontology annotation, cellular component: cytoplasm. The coding region runs from base 44 to 1483 and encodes 479 amino acids.